Mandrillus leucophaeus (drill) is the source of this 2418-nucleotide messenger RNA. RefSeq names its product neuroblastoma breakpoint family member 4-like. The transcript is spliced from 14 exons. Lineage: Eukaryota; Metazoa; Chordata; Mammalia; Primates; Cercopithecidae. The record is from RefSeq and is a predicted model, not a curated record. Bases 574 to 2418 code for a protein of 614 amino acids.
CAGGGCAGGCUAAAAGUUUGGUAUCUUACACCUGUGGAAAAGCCUUAAGAUGUGUUUUAACUUAGAGCAGGUGGGGUGACUUCAUGACUACCAUUAAGAAAAUAUAACCUGUUGGGAAACUGUUUCUGCUUUGACGAUUUUGUACAGACAAGAGCUAAACAGUGAGGAAUAUGCUUAGAUGUAUUGGGAAAGAGUUGGGUCUGUGCCAUUGUCACAAGGGUACACGAAUACUGAGAGUGAAUGCUGAAGGAAUGAGCCCAUUGGUGGUGACCCUCAGGUGAGACCAGGGUGCCAGUGUUUCAGCAAAGCCUGGGCAAUUGGAAUGCAGGGCUCCUAAGAUUCCACGACACCCCCACCUUCUAAUUCUGUUAUUGCAACUGCAGACCGUUACCUGGCACGCUGGCCACAAUCUCCCUCACUCUUGUUAGAGUCUGAGCUACGGGCAGUGCCUGCAGCUCUGAGCUAAGGUACCUCGAACCUUGUUUUUGUGGUUAAGGAUCCUAAAGUGCUGUGCGGAGUGAUCACAUUUUUCUCAACAUCCCUGACUCCACCUCUUCUGCCACAAACGUCAGCAUGGUGGUAUCUGCUGGCCCUUGGUCCAGUGAGAAGGCAGAGAUGAACAUUCUAGAAAUCAACGAGAAAUUGCGCCCCCAGCUGGCAGAGAAGAAACAGCAGUUCAGAAACAUCAAAGAGAAAUUUCUUGUAACUCAAGUGGCCUACUUCCUGGCCAACCAGCAGAAUAAAUACAAGUAUGAAGAGUGCAAAGACCUCAUAAAAUCUAUGCUGAGGGAUGAGCUGCAGGUCAAGGGGGAGAAGCUCGCAGAGCAGCUCAAGCAAGCUGAGGAGCUCAGGCAAUAUAAAGUCCUGGUUCACUCUCAGGCACGAGAGCUGAUCCAGUUAAGGGAGAAGUUACGGGAAGGGAGAGAUGCCUCCCGCUCAUUGACUCAGCAUCUCCAGGCCCUCCUCACUCCGGAUGAGCUGGACAAGUCCCAGCGGCGGGACAUCCAAGAACAGCUGGCCAAGGGGUGUAGGCUGGCACACCACCUCGUCCACAAGCUCAGCUCAGAUGAGGAUGAAAAUGAUAAAGCUGAGGAGGUCGAUAAAGUACAGGAAUCACCUGCCCCAAGGGAGGCGCAGAAGGCUGAAGAAAAGGAAGUCCCUGAAGACUCACUGGAGGAAUGUGUCAUCAGUUAUUCAAAUAGCCACGGCCCUUGUAACUCCAACCCGCCACACAGGAACACAAAAAUCACAUUUGAGGAAGACAAAGCCACCUCAACUCUGAUUGUAGAUGGUGAAUCCUCUCAAGAUGAAUGGCAGGAUACUCUAAACAUUCUCCCAGAAAAUCCAAAUGAUCAUGAGGAAGAGGAAGGGAAAGCGCCAGUGCGCCCCAGUCACCAUGAUAUGUCCCAAUCUUACCAGCCUUGCGAAGCCACUUUCUUGGCACUGGACGAACAGAAAGUUUGCUCUGCUCAGGACGUAGCCAGCAAACACUCCAAUUCCAAAGGAGAGGAAACCCCACUUGGCUUCCCAGAAAAGCAACUUGGUCUUGAAGAGGUGAAAAGACAAGAAACGAUUGCUCCCAGGCUCAGCAGGGAACCGCUGAGGGUGGACAAGCAUGAAGUCCCCCGGGAGUUACUGGAUGGAUGUUAUUUGAUUGCUUCUGUUCUUCCUGAUCUGACUCACUCCUGCCAGCCUUAUAGGAGAACUUUGUAUUCUUUUGAAGAAAAGCAAGUCAGCUUGGCUCUUGUAGACAAAAUUAACAAGGAUCAAGAGGAGCUAGUAGACCAAGACCCACCAUGCCACAGACUGAGGCAGGAGCUGCUAGAGGUGGAGGAGCAGGAGGUCCCAGAGAACUCCCUGGAUGAAGUUUACUUGACUCCUUCGGUUCCCCAUGACCUGUGUGACUGCCACCAGGCUUAUAGUAGCACCUUGUACUCACUGGAGGAUCAGCUCGCCUGCUCUGCUCUAGAUAUAGCCUCUCCCACCCAGGCAGCUUGUCCCCACUGGCCUUGGAGUGGAGACUUGAGCCACCACCUGUCAGAGGUUGAGGCUUCACAGGCACAGCCGGAGCUGAGAACCCUGGUGCCCAAUUGUCUGCGACUGCAGCUGGAUCAAGGGUUUGCCUGUGGCUAUGGCUUAGCCAGGCCGAGCGUUUCCUCCACCACCUGCAGCUUCACAGCCAACGCUGAUCCUGGGAAGCAAUGGCCCUUCCAAGAGCUGGGUUUAGAGCCUCCUGGAAUGAAGAACCCUCCCCAGCUGGAAGGUGAUGCUCUUGAAGGCUCAACCGACAACACACAUGGGCAUCAAGUCAUUGGCCACAUUCAUGCCUCAAGUGUCCUAAAACCGAAAAAGAUCAAAAGAAAACUGCCGUUCAGCAAGUGGAGACUGGCAUGCAGAUUCCCUGGCCUGCAAGCUUAG